Hyla sarda is the source of this 976-nucleotide messenger RNA. It is a transcript of the gene MRPS18C, whose product is annotated as mitochondrial ribosomal protein S18C. NCBI's taxonomy places the organism in Eukaryota, Metazoa, Chordata, Amphibia, Anura, Hylidae. Gene Ontology annotation, cellular component: mitochondrial small ribosomal subunit; ribosome. Gene Ontology annotation, molecular function: small ribosomal subunit rRNA binding; structural constituent of ribosome. The transcript is spliced from 6 exons. Gene Ontology annotation, biological process: mitochondrial translation. The record is from RefSeq and is a predicted model, not a curated record. Bases 218 to 610 code for a protein of 130 amino acids.
UGUAAAAUUAUCGUCUCACGCCUUUCCUAAUAACUCAGGCAUCCAGUUAUUCGGCUGUAGUUUUUUCUGUCGUGUAUCUAGUAUGUGUUGCUGUGACUGUCACAGUGCGGAACUGUAGUGCAGGGCUCCAUGUUGUGCGCCGGGCCGGUAAAGGGACAGGACGCGGUGUGUAGCUGCUUCCUCUCCUUCUGCAGGUCACAGGACACUGUGGAGAAGGAUGCUGGGGGUCAGGUUAUUGAGGGGUGCUGUGCUGAGGCGGCCCCAGCUGUCGGUACCGUGCACCUCCUCCUCCCUACACAGCACAGCAAUCCCGGACAGUAACCAAGCUGCACUUGAAGAUAUGCCACAGAAAAUGGAAAAUCCUUUUAAAGAACCUCCUCAGAGGUGUAUCUUGUGUGGAAUCCCGGUAGACUACAAGAAUACACAGCUCCUUUCUCAGUUUGUUUCACCUCACACUGGUCGCAUUUAUGGAAGACAUAUAACAGGGUUAUGUGGUCUAAAACAAAAGGCAGUAUCAAAAGCCAUUAAAAGGGCAAUUAUUAUGGGGUUUAUGCCCGACACAUACAAGGAUCCUGCGUACCUCAAAGACCCAAAGAUUUGUGAUGUUUAAAGAAAAUGUUUUGUUAAUAAAGGAUUGUUUUUCCAAUAUUUUUGAAUAUUUAGUGAAGCUUACAAUAUAACGCUUUUAAUAUUAAAAGGAACUAAGUAUCAGAUUUUCCCAUAUAGAACAUGUUGCAAUGUGCUAUAUAUGGUUAAAUCUUCCUCAGUAAGUAAGUCUCCCCGCCGGCCCCUAAGUUGUCUCCAGGGUGGGGAGCUAUACUUACCUAGUCCAGUUGGCUGUGCUCUCUGCAUGAUCGCUCUGUCUGCUUUACUUCCAGUAUCAGAUGAGUGCAAGAAGACUAUGUUCUCACACAUUAUUUUAGUCAGUAUUGUUAGCCAAAACCAGGAGUGGAACUGACUGAUAAGGAGAAACUAA